CGGAGCUUCGGCCCCGCCGCGUGCUCGCGCUCGCGCUCACGCUCACGCUCACGCUCACACUCACGCUCGUUCCCGGGUUCUCGGGCCGGGAGAGCUCGGAGGCGGUUGCGCGUGCGCUGCCCAGCCUGGUCCCCGCCCCCAGGCGCACCGGGCUCUCGCGGCAUCGCCGCCAUGUGUUCGUUAGCGUCGGGCGGAGCCGGCGGCCGAGGCGCUGUGGAGGAGGAGGAGGAGGAGGAGGAGGAGGACCUGCCAGGACUGUCAGACAGCGGUGACGAGUCCGCCUGGGAGGAUGAGGAAGAUGCCGAUCUCCCCCACGACAAGCAGCAGACCCCCUGCCUGUUCUGUGACAGGUUAUUUACAUCUGCUGAAGAAACAUUUUCACACUGUAAGUCUGAGCAUCAAUUUAAUAUUGAUAACAUGGUUCAUAAACAUGGACUUGAAUUUUAUGGAUACAUUAAACUAAUAAAUUUUAUUAGACUUAAGAAUCCUACAGUAGAAUAUAUGAAUUCCAUAUACAACCCAGUGCCUUGGGAGAAAGAAGAGUAUUUAAAGCCGGUAUUAGAAGAUGACCUUUUACUUCAAUUUGAUGUAGAAGAUCUUUAUGAACCCGUGUCAGUUCCAUUCUCAUACCCCAAUGGACUCAGUGAAAAUACAUCAGUUGUUGAAAAAUUGAAACACAUGGAAGCCAGGGCACUGUCUGCUGAAGCUGCGUUAGCUGGAGCGCGUGAGGAUCUGCAAAGAAUGAAACAAUUUGCUCAGGAUUUUGUGAUGAAUGCAGAUGUCAGAACCUGCUCGUCAUCUACAACUGCCAUUGCAGACCUCCAGGAGGAUGAGGAUGGCGUUUAUUUCAGCUCAUACGGGCAUUAUGGGAUACAUGAAGAAAUGCUGAAGGACAGAGUACGAACAGAAAGUUACCGAGAUUUUAUAUACCAAAAUCCACAUAUCUUCAAAGAUAAGGUAGUUUUGGAUGUUGGUUGUGGAACUGGAAUUCUCUCUAUGUUUGCUGCUAAAGCUGGAGCAAAGAAGGUUCUUGGAGUUGAUCAGUCUGAAAUACUUUACCAGGCAAUGCAUAUCAUAAGACUAAAUAAACUUGAAGAUACUAUUACGCUAAUUAAAGGAAAAAUCGAAGAAGUUCGUCUUCCUGUAGAAAAAGUGGAUGUUAUUAUAUCCGAGUGGAUGGGCUAUUUUCUUCUUUUUGAGUCCAUGUUAGAUUCUGUCCUUUAUGCAAAGAACAAAUACUUGGCAAAAGGAGGAUCGGUCUACCCUGAUAUUUGCACUAUCAGCCUUGUGGCAGUAAGUGAUAUGAAUAAACAUGCCGAUAGAAUUACUUUUUGGGAUGAUGUCUAUGGCUUCAACAUGUCGUGCAUGAAGAAAGCAGUUAUUCCAGAAGCUGUGGUGGAAGUUUUAGAUCCAAAGACUCUUAUUUCAGACCCCUGUAGUAUUAAGCAUAUAGAUUGCCAUACGACAUCUGUCUCAGAUUUGGAGUUCUCUUCAGAUUUUACCCUAAAAAUCACAAAGACAUCAUUGUGCACGGCAUUUGCUGGCUACUUCGAUAUAUAUUUUGAGAAGAAUUGCCACAACAAGGUUGUGUUCUCUACGGGCCCCCAGAGUACCAAAACACACUGGAAACAAACAAUAUUCCUAUUGGAAAAGCCAUUUUCAGUUAAAGCAGGUGAAGCCUUGAAAGGAAAGAUCACAGUGCACAGGAAUAAGAAAGAUCCACGGUCUCUCAUUGUGACCCUCACAUUGGAUAAUUCAACUCAAACUUAUGGUCUCCAGUGAAAAGUCCACAAAAGCACAACUACUUUGCAGUUUUUGU
Molecule: messenger RNA, 1819 nt
Organism: Eubalaena glacialis (North Atlantic right whale)
Lineage: Eukaryota; Metazoa; Chordata; Mammalia; Artiodactyla; Balaenidae
Gene: PRMT3
Product: protein arginine methyltransferase 3
Exons: 16
Coding region: 172-1782 (536 amino acids)
Biological process (GO): peptidyl-arginine methylation
Cellular component (GO): nucleus
Molecular function (GO): protein-arginine N-methyltransferase activity
Source: RefSeq, a predicted model, not a curated record